CAGACGUAGAUUACAGGAAGUGGUGUGAAAGCGGCGCAACACUGACACAUCCCCCCCACGUAGGCUGCAGUAAGAGGUUAAAGUAAGUCUGCCAUGUGAAGCACUACUAUGGAGGAGCAGGAGGGACCCGUUUCAUAAAGAGAUGUGCAGACGAGUUGGUUUUCAUUUAAAUAAAACAGCCGAUUCGCCGUACAUAAAACGACCGGAUGGGUGUGAAAGGACUUCAGCACUUUAUGGACAGUUGCUGCCCAGAAGCGCGUGUGACUGUUCAUCUGAGAGAAAUGGCCAAAAGACAGCGAGUCUGCACAAGCACAGCUAACGUCCCCAGCGCAACACUCGUUGUGGAUGGUAUGGCCUGCUUGCGUCACUGGUACACAUGUAAGGACUGGGUGUGUGGGGGGCAGUGGAGGGAGUACAUGGAUGUGCUGAAGGGCUGGGUGGAGGCCUUCACGUCAGCAGGCAUCAGACUCGUCUUCUUCUUCGAUGGAGUGGUGGAAGAUCAGAAGAGACAAGUGUGGGUGAAGAGAAGACGCAGAGUGAACGGGGAGAUUUCUAAAAUGUUUCGUCACAUGAAGGCAUAUGGAGAGCAGCCUGGUACAGAGCUCUUCUGUCUUCCUUCUGGUCUGGCAACAUUCACAUGCUUUGCUCUCAGGUCAUUGGGUCAGAACGUGUUCUGCUCCGUGCAGGAGGCUGAUUAUGAGAUUGCCAGCUAUGCUCGUCAGCAUGGCUGUAUGGGCAUUUUGGGACAGGACUCAGACUUCAUCAUAUACGACAGUGCCCCCUACUUGUCUGUGGCAAAGCUGCGGAUAGACAGCCUCACCACUGUCAUGUACGACCGACAGAGGCUCUGCCGAGCCAUCGGAUUGACCGCUACCCAACUACCACUGUUGGCCUGUCUCCUAGGUAAUGAUGUAGUGUCAGAGGAGCAGAUGCAGCACAUCAGGAACAACGCCAUAGCAACAUACAGGACAAACAAUCCUGCACCACACUGCGGCGCUCCUCAGGGACAGAAGGUGCAUGCUGUAUCCCAACUUGUGAGCUCCUUGUGGGGAAGAGAGAAGCAGGAGCCUGGAUUUAUUCCUCAGUCUGUGAACCUGUCAGCUCCUCACAGAGAGCUUCUGAAGAAGGGAGUUCGCUCUUACUUGCUGCUUGGACAGGACGCUUCUCAGAGAGGGGACAUCUCUGCAACUCCCUCUGCCUUUGAGAAGCAUGUUAGUCCACAGAUAUUAAAGGCCUGCAGAGAGAAGCAUAUAGCAACAGAGGGUUUCAUGGUUUACAGUGUUGUGUGUCAGGGAGUCAUUGACUGUAGCAACACUCUGGAGGAUGAAGAGGAUUCUGAGUUGCUUCCCCAGGCCCUUGUCUACAAGCCCUGCAGACAGCGGAUGUACGGCCUGCUGCUGCUGCGCGGCCAUGAAGGCAGCAGUGUCGACCUUCCAGCAAUCAGGGAAUGGUUUGUCUACCGUGGAAACCCUCUGAAGGAACCUGACAUGGUCCACCCUGUCCCAGUCCGCCUCCCAUGUCAUCAGCCCAGUCUGGACCUGCUGUGGUUUGGCACCGGUCCUGAGGUUCCUACACUUCGCUUGAUGUCAUUCCUUUCAAUCUUUGAUUGCCAGGAGUUCUCUGACUUGCAUGGAGAUAUUGAAGACGCUCUCUUGGCUGCUCUCUGCCUGGUCACCUACAUAGUCCUCCAGGUUCAAACGUUGUCUCAAGAGGACAUUGAUGCUUACCUGAGUCAGGCUGUGUGUCUGAGACUGAAAUCACCUGAUGAGCUGCAACACAUCAAGCUGCCUGUCGUGUCGAGUCGCGCGGUGCAGCUGGGCUCUCUCUACGUCCGAGGACUCGGCAACCUGCUGGGCGCCAACUGCGCCAGCGGCAGCCCGCUGCCCGGCGCCGCCCUUAUGCCUUGGCACAGCUUCGAUGGACGCCUGUUCCACUCAAAGUACCUGCUGGCACACGGCGGCACAGAGGCGGCUGUGUUGCUGGAGAGCGACUCGUCCUGUUUGUCUCUGUUUAUCCGCCUGAGGGAGAGACUUAGAGAGACCUGCGGGAAGCGAGGCAGAGUCCUGCGGUCCAGACCCCAUGCACCAGAACGAGGUCCCAGAGUCCCGCCUGGAACCGGAUACAGAGAGAGACACGCGGGUGGCACCAUGGACUGGAGGGAAAGAGGAGAAACAAAAGGUGGCCAUCGACAUGGAGGGGGACGGAGAGCAAGCGGGGAGGCCAGUGGACCCCCGAGUGAAUGUGACAGCAGAGAGAGAGCCUGGCAGAGAGGCCAUUUCAACCCUCACCCUGGUUCUUAUCCUUAUGGCCACGAUGGAGGAGCCCAGAACACGAGGCGCCCUCAAAUACAGUCCAGAGGCCGAACGCACCUCAACAGAGGGAGAUACACAGCGGCUCCGAGGCAACAACAGUGUGGAAAUCGAUGUUCCUCCUCUUGGUCCUAGAUGGUCUCAGCCCCCUGCACCAGGAACAUUACCCUGAAUAGAGAGGAGGGGAGAGGAAAGGAGAGGAGGAUUAGAGGGAAGGAUUCGAGAAGUUAAGAGGAUGGGAGAAAUGUGAUGAAAGGAGUGAAGGAGUCAGAUUUCUCUGAAUAAACUGAUUAGUGAAUUACCAGCCAGCAAUGUUUGUCCAAAGGAUGCAGAAGCUAAAGAAAUGGGGAUUAAGAGGUGGCAGAAUGAAGAGAUUAGAAAUAAUUAUUUGAUUUGUGCUUUUGACCUGAAUUUUUGUUUUUGUACAUCUCAGAAUAAUCUAGUAGACACACUUCAAAAGUCAAAUAAUGUCUAAGCCUUUCUUUUAUCUUAAGGCAAUUUGCCUCAUUUAAUGUGAUGGAGAAUGAACCGGUCCGUCAGCACUUACCAAAAACACUCUGAAAUGAGCCACUUCAAACACGCACUGAAGUAGAUUAACACUUAAUCCCCAAGUCAGUUUUACCUCUUAUCUUUGACAAUAAAAGAUCUUAAAAGCU
This is a messenger RNA of Pungitius pungitius (ninespine stickleback), 2965 nucleotides long. It is a transcript of the gene fam120b, whose product is annotated as family with sequence similarity 120 member B. The record is from RefSeq and is a predicted model, not a curated record. Gene Ontology annotation, cellular component: nucleus. Bases 207 to 2444 code for a protein of 745 amino acids. NCBI's taxonomy places the organism in Eukaryota, Metazoa, Chordata, Actinopteri, Perciformes, Gasterosteidae. The transcript is spliced from 14 exons.